AUGCAGGCCGCCAUCGGCGCGGCCAGCUGGCUGGUUGGCAAGGUGCUGAAUAAGCUCUCUAAUGAAUUGGUGGCCACGUAUGUGGCCAGCUCGGAGCUCGGCCUCAACUCCGAGCAGAUCCAUACCAAGUUAAAGUACAUGCAAGGGUUGCUGCACUUUGCUCAAGAGAGAGAUGUGAGCAUCAACCCUGGCCUGCAGAGCUUGCUGGAGGAUCUGAGCAAGAAGGCUGAUGAGAUUGAGGACGUGCUGGAUGAGCUCCACUACUUCAUGAUACAAGACCAGUUGGAUGGCACACGGGAGGCUGCCCCGGAGCUGGGUGAUGGCCUCCGCGGUCAUGCCCUCCAUGGCAUUCAUGCUGCUAAGCAUACCAUUGGUAACUCGAUCCCAUGCUUUUCUUGCUCACAGCCAGGGCAACUUGCCCUUCCUUUUCGGAAAAAACAAUGCCUUUGUGACCCACACACUGCGAGCAGGUCAGCUGGUAGCAAUGAUGCUGUUGGGAAGUUGAAAUUCGAUAGGGUGGCCAUGUCCAACAAAAUUAAGUCAUUGAUACAGAGCAUACACAUUCUAUGUGAUCCUGUCUCUGACUUGCUGAACAAAAUCCCAAAUAAUAGCACAACUGGCACCCCCAAAAGGCCUCCCACAGGUUCAGUAGUUUCACAAGAUAAAUUGUAUGGAAGAAGCGUCAUCUUUGGGCAAACUGUAAGUGCGCUCACUAAUAGCACAUAUCUUGGUGAAACCCUUUCUAUUCUGCCUUUUGUUGGCCCAGGGGGUAUAGGAAAGACAACCUUCACCCAACACUUGUAUAAUGAUAAAAGGAUUGAGGGGCACUUCCCAGUUAGGGUCUGGGUAUGUGUCUCGACUGAUUUUGAUGUGCUCAACCUCACCCGGCAGAUCCUUAGAUGCAUACCUGCAAUUGAAAGAGAAGAACACAAAUGUACUGUUGAGACUGCCAAUUUAGACCAGCUUCAAAAAUCCAUUGCAGAGCGACUGAAGUCCAAAAGAUUUUACCACUUGAAAUUUCUAGAUCUCAGUGUCUGGCAUGGUAGUAAAAAGUUGCCUAAAGACAUUAGCCGCCUUGUGAAUUUACGAUAUUUUCUUUCUUCCAAAGAACUCCAUUCCAAUAUUCCUGAGGUUGGAAAGAUGAAGUGUUUACAUGAGCUAAAAAAUUUCAGUGUUAAGAAAGAGGGUGUUGGAUUUGAACUGAAAGAGCUGGGGGAGUUGAGAGAGCUCGGGGGUAAACUCACUAUAUGUAAUCUUGAAACUGUGGCAUCCAAGGGAGAAGCUAGUGAAGCCAAACUGAGGAACAAAAGAAAUCUGAAAGAGUUGAGAUUAGUAUGGGGUACAAAGCACCAGACUGUAGAUGAUGAUGUUCUUGAUGGUCUUCAACCAGAUGCUAAUCUUAGGGUGCUUCACAUUAUAAAUCCUGGUGUUGGUCCUUGUCCUGGAUGGUUGCUUGGUGAUAUUAGCACAAAAAGGUUGGAGUCUCUUCAUCUGGAGGGUCUUUCUUGGUGUCCUCUUCCAGCUUUCGAGCAGCUACCACACCUCAAUAGUCUCACUUUGAAAAAUAUUGCUGGGAUGAGUGUGUUCGGGCCUGGCUUUAGUGGUGUUACAGAAAGAAGCUUCAUGCACCUGAAGAAACUUGAGUUCGAGAAUAUGCCAAAGCUUGAGAAGUGGGUCGGGGAACCUAAUAGCUGUCUAUUUUCAGGGCUUGAAAGCAUCAAGGUUGAAGGUUGUCCCCUUCUCAGCUUGUUUCCCUUCUUGGAGUGCUCAGACCUAUUUACCAACCUGUGUACUCUUCAUAUUGAUGGAUGCCCCAAGUUGUCUCAGUUCCCACCCAUGCCUCACACCUCCACACUAACAGAUAUUCGUGUGAAAAAUUAUGGGUCAAAGCUAUUAUAUGAUGGUAAGGAAUUGAGCAUUAAAGGGUAUACCAGGGCUUUGGCUUUCCAUAAUAUGGAUAAAGUAGAAGUUAUGAAAAUUACAGAUGUGUCACACAUUUCGUUUUUAGACCUCCAAAAACUGAAUUCGUUGAGAAGUAUACGUUUCAAGAAAUGCAGUGACAUGUUUUGUGCAGAACUAGACUACAAUGUUGUCCUCCAUUCAGUUCAGAAAAUUCAAAUGGAAGAAUUAUGUAUUACUGGAAAAUUGUUCUCAAAGGUUUUGAAGUGUUUCCCUGCCGUUUCCCAGCUUGACAUCAGAGGGUGUAGGGACCUUGAACUUCCGCUUGUGGAUGUUGGAGGACUCUUGGGCCUCAGGAUGCUCCAAUCAUUUACAGGAUACUAUUGUGGGAAUUUGUUCUCUCGGUGGCCCAAGGAAGAAAUAGGUGAAGGAGCUCAUACCAUCAAGCCUUUCCCUACUUCCCUCAGGGAACUUUAUAUUUCCUCUGAGUCAAGCAUGCAGUCAAUUGGUCUGCUCUCAAAUCUCACAUCUCUCACCAGUCUAAGUCUGUCAAGUUGUAAAGAAUUAACAAUCGAUGGGUUCAAUCCUCUCGUCACAGUCAACCUCAAGAAACUGACCGUAGAGGCUAGCUAUGAGACACAAGAGAACAAGUCUAUAGCAGGGGAUCUGCUGUCAGAGAUUGCAAGGAGCAACUUAAUGCAUGCAGGUUCAUUGCAGUUGGAAGUAUUUGAGGUGGAUAGCAUAUUGGCAGUGCUUACUAUUCCUAUCUGCAGCCACCUCGCUGCAAGCCUCCAUACAUUGCAGUUCAGUUUUGAUCAAUGGGCAACAACCUUCACAGAAGAGCAAGAGCAAGCGCUCCAACUCCUCACCUCCCUCAAACAUCUCAAAUUUCAAGAUUGCUAUAAUCUACAGUUCCUCCCUCAAGGGUUACGUGGCCUUUCUUCUCUCAAGACACUACAGAUCUUCGGUUGUGAGAAAAUCCAAUGCUUGCCGACCAAGGAGGGCCUCCCCGCUUCACUGGAAAAGCUGUAA
Molecule: messenger RNA, 2931 nt
Organism: Triticum dicoccoides
Lineage: Eukaryota; Viridiplantae; Streptophyta; Magnoliopsida; Poales; Poaceae
Exons: 3
Coding region: 1-2931 (976 amino acids)
Molecular function (GO): ADP binding
Source: RefSeq, a predicted model, not a curated record